GGUGCCUCCGUUUCCUUCCGGUUGAGGCAAGACAAACGCACUUCCUGUUUGGGGCCCUGUGCUGUUUGGGUGAAUCUGAGACGAGAAUUAAAGGUCAUACGGCUGAUGUAUAAGUGAUGACAAGACACGGGAAGAACUGCACAGCGGGGGCUGUAUAUACCUAUUACGAGAAGAAAAAGGACACAGCUGUUUCGGGGUAUGGGACACAAUCCCUGCGCCUCAGUAAAGAUGCCAUCAAGGAUUUUGACUGCUGCUGUUUGUCAUUGCAACCCUGCACAGAUCCAGUUAUAACGCCUGAUGGUUAUAUAUAUGAAAAGGAAGCAAUUCUGGAAUAUAUCUUGCACCAGAAAACUGAAAUUGCUAAGAAAAUAAAGGCUUACGAGAAACAGAAGAAUGUCAAGAAGACGGAGCUGGCAGAACUGGCGAAGGCUGAGAAGGAGACCAAAGUCAAGGCAUUCCUGGAGAAAGAGUCGACCAUCGUCAGCAAGCCGCUGAAUCCCUUCAGCUCCAAAGAGGGGGAGGCCAAGGCUGGUUCCAGCACAAAACCCAUUCAGCCAGAGGAUGAAAAGCACUUGCCCAGUUUUUGGAUCCCGUCACUCACUCCUGAGGCGAAAGUGUCCGCCAUGAGAAAACCGGAUAAGACUGUCUACUGCCCAAUGAGUGGGAAACCUCUGAAGAUGAAAGACCUGAUUCCUGUCAAUUUCUUGCCAGUUGACAAUAAGCUGGACCGUGUCCAGCUGAUCACGAGGCAGGAGCGCUAUGUCUGUGCGGUGACACGGGAUGUUCUGGGAAACUCUGUGCCAUGUGCUGUGCUUCGACCAUCAGGGUCUGUGGUCACCAUGGAGUGCGUGGAGAAACUGAUUAAACAUGACAUGGUUGAUCCGAUCAGUGGAGCGAAACUGACAGAGAAGGACAUAAUCCUGAUUCAGAGGGGUGGGACUGGAUUUGCAGGAUCCGGAGUGAAAUUGGAAGCAAAGGAGUCGAGGCCAGUGAUGCAGGCGUAACAACACAGCAGUUCUUGGAGCCCAUUGUCCGUCAGGUGCCUGAGCAAACAAGUGGAUGUUUUCCUGUUUUCAUUCCCCAUCAUCAGCACUUGCACUCAACUCCAGUUUGAGUGAUUCAGAUAUUUACUGGUGACUAUAGCCCCUCUGCAAAUGGUUUAAAAAAGUAAAUCACAAUAGUCCAAGGAAACACAAGACUGACCAGGAGUCCCUGCUGUGUAUUAGUUUUUGGCACUCCCAUUUGUGACUGACACUCUCCUAUUUCUGUUAUUAUGUGGGAGCCAGUCAAAAUGCCAUUUAUUUCACCUUUAUGGUCAAUUUCUAUUUCCAACACAUUCUUGAUAUUUUCUAUUUAAUAAAGUUAUCAUCUUCUCUCUG
This is a messenger RNA of Hemiscyllium ocellatum (epaulette shark), 1379 nucleotides long. RefSeq names its product nitric oxide synthase interacting protein (gene nosip). Gene Ontology annotation, cellular component: nucleus. The transcript is spliced from 9 exons. The record is from RefSeq and is a predicted model, not a curated record. NCBI's taxonomy places the organism in Eukaryota, Metazoa, Chordata, Chondrichthyes, Orectolobiformes, Hemiscylliidae. Gene Ontology annotation, molecular function: ubiquitin protein ligase activity. Bases 117 to 1004 code for a protein of 295 amino acids.